Stegostoma tigrinum is the source of this 14541-nucleotide messenger RNA. Its product is annotated as collagen alpha-3(VI) chain-like. Gene Ontology annotation, molecular function: serine-type endopeptidase inhibitor activity. NCBI's taxonomy places the organism in Eukaryota, Metazoa, Chordata, Chondrichthyes, Orectolobiformes, Stegostomatidae. The record is from RefSeq and is a predicted model, not a curated record. The transcript is spliced from 52 exons. The coding region runs from base 653 to 13561 and encodes 4302 amino acids.
ACUUCAGUUUUGCGCACAAGCUUGCUCGUUACCAAGCUCCUGAGCACAGCCAUACCUGGCCUGCAGGGUUUAUCAUUCCGCCUCAUUUAGAAUCGUAAGCCCCCAGAAAAAGAAUUGAAUCCUGCACAUCUGCACACUUUGGCCAAUGGAAUCCUGGGCGUCUCCAACGGAGCGGAUUUCCCAGCUUAUUUUACUAAUGAGAAUCUAAAGUCGCCGAAGAGCGAGGGACAUUGAAGUUGAGUCAGGGGAAAGGAAGCAAAGGAGGUUUGGAGUGGCGCCCAGUGAGCUCAGCAGGUUGACAUUUUGAGGCUCUUCUCGGGUCUGCUUUUAAUUUAUAAAUCUGGUGGAGUCGCGGGCGUGUCUCUCCGAGGAUCGAGGUGGGGGUGUCCAGUUCUGAUCGGAGCCCUCCAUCGAGUCAGCUCUGAGCCAGGGCUCACUCUGCAGGUACAGUCACAGAGGUCCCAUUGCAAGCCUCCUUUCUGCCCCCCCUCACCUACGCCCAAAGCUGCCGCAACCGGACUGGGAAAUCAGGAAGCUGCAGGAAGACGCUCAGCUUUGCCCCUGAAAUGCCCAGAGAGUGACAACUGAGCAACGCAUCGGACUCUCCCGCCCGGCAAAUUGAGGGUCACACACCCACCACCUAGUUGCAAAAAUGGCUCAACUGCGUGGUUUGUUAUUGUUCACAUUCUUCAGCCUAACCUCUUUCACUCAAGCACAACAGGAUGACAGAACAGUUGCUGCUGACAUAGUCUUUCUAGUGGAUACCUCCUGGAGCAUCGGCCAGGAAAAUUUCCAAUAUGUGCGAGAGUUUCUAUUCAGGGUUAUAAAGGCUUUUGAGAUUGGAGAAAACAGAUUCCGUUUUGGCCUGGUGCAGUACAGCGAGAAGCCACAAACAGAGUUCCAUUUUAACACAUAUUUUACGAAGCAGGACAUCUUAUUUCAUAUAUGGAACAUGUCAUAUAAGGGGGGAGGCACAAAAACUGGACUAGCGCUAGAAUAUCUAAUGAAGGAUCAGCUCAAUAAAGCCAACGGGAGUAGAGCGGAACAAGGAGUGCCGCAGAUUAUUAUAGUGUUAACAGACGGACGAUCUCAGGAUGAUGUAAUCCCUCCGUCUGCUUCCCUUAAGUCAGCUGAAGUUAUAAUUUUUGCUAUUGGAGUUCACCAAGCGGUUGAAUGGGAGUUAAAGGAGAUUGCGAGUGAACCUCAUGAGAGGUUUGUUUAUCACCUCGAUGACUUUGCCGCACUUAAAGGCAUUGUAAACGACUUAGUGGCAAGUGUACACACGGCUGCAGCGCACCCAUUAUCUGAUGGGAUAAUAAAAGACACCACAGCGCAAGAAGCGGCUGACCUCAUUUUCUUAAUUGAUGGAUCAGUCAACGUUGGAAGUGGCAAUUUUCAAUAUAUACGCGAUUUUAUCGUAAAUUUCAUCGACAAUCUCGAGAUCGGCCCUGACAGAAUCCAAAUCGGUGUGGUACAAUACAGCGAUGAGCCCAGCACAGAGUUUUAUUUUAAUACAUAUUCCACGAAAACAGAGGUCCUGGAUGCUGUGAAGCAACUUCAACCAAAAGGCGGUGAUGAAAUAAAUACUGGUGAAGCCGUGCAAUUUCUAAUCGACAAUCACUUUAUUUCAUCAGCCGGCAGCAGGGUAUCAGAAGGGGUUCCACAGGCAGUAAUAAUUAUCACUUCUAGUGAGUCCAGUGAUGAUAUAAAUCAGGCACAACUAUUACUAAGAAAAGGUAGUAUAUACACAUUUUCUAUUGGAGGUCGGGAUGCCGACUCUAAUGAACUCGUACAGCUUGCAACUGACGCAUCCUUUUCUUCCAUGGUGUCGGAUUUCAGCAAUAUUGCUAACUUGCAGCAGCAGUUUUUACCAUUGGUCUCAAGAGUGGCUCGAAGAGAAAUAAUUAUCGAGCCUAUAGUUAUUAACGAAGUUCCAGACAGGAGGAGAGACAUAGUAUUUCUGAUCGAUGGCAGCUCUGCAGUUGGACCUCAAAACUUUUUGCGAUUCCGUGAAUUUAUCUUGAAAAUAGCUAACAAAUUUCAAAUUGGACCAAACAACGUACGAGUUGCGGUGGUGCAGUACAGCGAUAGUCCUACCACUGAGUUUUACUUAAAUGCCUACUCAACCAAAUCUGAGUUGCAAGCCAAAAUAAAGGCACUGCGAUCAAGAGGUGGAUCAAAACUUAAUAUUGGGGCUGCCCUGCAAUUUGUCUUAAAAAACCAUUUUAUCGAAUCUGCAGGAAGUAGAAAAGAUGAAGGUGUUCCUCAAUUUCUAGUGCUUGUUGCCAAUAGACCAUCUACAGAUAGUUCUCGUAUCCCUGCAUUUGAAUUGAAGCAAGCUGCUAUAAUGACUUUUGCCAUUGGAGUUGAUAAUGCGAAUCAAGCAGAGAUGCAGGAAAUUGCGUUCAUCCCAGGUCUGGCAUUUCAAAUGGCCAACGUUGCAGAUUUACUCAAAAGGCAUAAAGAUGUGCAAUCAAGGUUAUCCUCACUUGGUCCUCCAACAGUGAUUACAGAACCUCCAACUGUCAUUGAAGUUGUAACAGAAGUAGCGAGCAAGAGAGACAUUGUGUUCCUUAUUGAUGGAUCAGCUAAUGUCGGAAGUACAUAUUUCCCUGUUCUCCGUGACUUUAUCGGCAACAUAAUUGAAGCCCUGAACAUUGGACCUGACAAAGUGCAAGUAGCUGUGGUGCAGUACAGUGAUGAUGCUCAAGCUGCUUUCUAUCUAAACAGUUACUCGAGAAAGGAUGAACUCCUGUCUCACGUCAAUGGGCUCCGACUGAAAGGUGGCAGGACUCUUAACACUGGUGCAGCGUUGGACUACGUUAUUAAAAACAUGUUCAGCCAGUCGACAGGAAGUAGGAAAGAGGAAGGCGUACCCCAGAUAUUGGUGCUUGCUACAGCUGGCAAGUCUCAAGAUGAUGUGAAAGCAUCUGCACAAGCCGUGGCACAAGCAGGCAUUCUCACUAUUGCCGUUGGAAUCAACAAAGCAGAAGCAGCAGAGCUGCAGCGUAUUACAUUCAGUGAAAAUCUGGCCUAUCGAGUAAAUGACUUUAACGCCUUGGAUACUAUCCGACAAGCAGUGACAUCCUCUGCUAAACACCUGAUUUUUGGAGGAAUCACUGAAGUAACAACAGCUAUGAAAAGAGACAUUGUCUUCCUAAUCGAUGGCUCUCCAGGAAUGGGACAAUCAUUGCAUCAAGUCCUUGAGUUUCUAAGUAGAGUAAUCGAGAUGCUCAGUAUUGGACCUGACAAAGAUAAAGUUGCGGUUGUACAAUAUGGUGCUGGCCAAAAGAUUGAGUUUGGACUUGAUGCUUACUCAACUAAAGAGGAGGUUCUGGAUGCAAUAAAAAAUCUUGAACCAAAUUCAGAAAAGCCCCUUAAUACUGGUGCUGCACUGGAUUUUGUCACAAGGAAUGUCUUUAGUGCCUCAGCAGGGAGCAGAAAAGAAGAUGGGGCCACACAAAUCCUGGUGCUCAUCGCUGCUGGGAAAUCCGCAGAUAAUGUUCAACCUUAUGCAGAUGCAGCAAAAAUGGCUAGAAUUGUGCCCAUUGCCAUUGGGGCCAAGAGUGCAGACACAUCGGAAUUACAAAAGAUUGUGCUUGAUCCAACCUUUGUUUUAACAAUGAGAGACUUCCGAGAUCUAUCAACCAUUCAGCAGGAGCUGUUGUCCAAAAUGAGAACAGUGAUAAUUCAGGCAGUACCCGAAGAUGCUGUGAAGAGAGAUGUUGUGUUCCUUAUCGAUGCAUCUGAAAAUGUCAGAGGUGCUUUCCCUGCAGUUCAAAGAUUCAUUUCCAGAAUGAUCGAUAAUCUUGAUAUUGGAAGUGACAAAGUUCGAGUUGGUGUUGUGCAGUACAGCGAUAAUCCCAGAGUCAACUUCUACUUGAACAGCUACACCACACCUCAGGAUGUAAAGGAUGCGAUAAACGGCCUCAGGCAAAUAGGAGGCCGCCGAGUCAACACCGGGGCAGCGUUGGACUAUGUGAAAAAUAACAUCUUCACUCGGUCUGCGGGUGGCAGAGCAGAGGAAGGUGUCCCCCAGUUCCUGAUCCUUCUCACUGCCAGCAAGUCGUCCGAUGAUGUUGGUCAGGCAGCGUUGGCCCUGAAAGAGGCUGGUGUAGCACCUUUCAGUAUCGGCUCAGGAGAUGCAGAUGAUCGUGAGCUCCAACAGAUUUCUCUGUCCCCUAAUUAUAUUUUCAAGGUUAAUGACCUACGGAAUGUGGAAACACUCCAACAACGUCUGGAGUCACCUUUAACUACACUGAGCAAAGAACUGAUAACUGAAAUUCCAAUAAUUGUACCUGAUGUUAAGAGAGAUAUUGUGUUCCUUGUUGAUGGAUCAGUCAAAGUCAGAGGUGCUUUCCCUUCGGUUCAAAGAUUCAUUUCCAAAGUGGUCGGUAAUCUUGACAUUGGAAGUGACAAAGUUCGAGUUGGUGUUGUGCAGUACAGCGAUAAUCCCAGAGUCAACUUCUACUUGAACAGCUACACCACACCUCGGGACGUGAAGGAUGCGAUAACCGGCCUCAGGCAAAUAGGAGGCCGCCGAGCCAACACCGGGGCAGCCUUGGACUAUGUGAAAACUAACAUCUUCACUCGGUCUGCGGGUGGCAGAGCAGAGGAAGGUGUCCCCCAGUUCCUGAUCCUUCUCACUGCCAGCAAGUCGUCCGAUGAUGUUGGUCAGGCAGCGUUGGCCCUAAAAGAGGCCGGUGUAGCACCUUUCAGUAUUGGCUCAGGAGAUGCAGAUGACCGUGAGCUCCAACAGAUUUCUCUGUCGCCAAAUUUUGUUUUCAAGGUUAAUGACCUACGGAAUGUGGAAACACUCCAACAAAGCCUGGAGUCACCUUUAACUACGCUGAGCAAAGAACUGAUAACUGAAAUUCCAAUAAUUGUACCUGAUGUUACAGAAGCAGACAGGAGAGAUGUUGUGUUCCUUGUUGAUGGAUCAGAGAGAGUCAGAGGUGCUUUCCCUUCAGUUCAAAGAUUCAUUUCCAAAGUGGUCGAUAAUCUUGACAUUGGAAGUGACAAAGUUCGAGUUGGUGUGGUUCAGUACAGCGAUAAUCCCAGAGUCAACUUCUACUUGAACAGCUACGCCACACCUCAGGACGUGAAGGAUGCGAUAACCGGCCUCAGGCAAAUAGGAGGCCGCCGAGCCAACACCGGGGCAGCCUUGGACUAUGUGAAAACUAACAUCUUCACUCGGUCUGCGGGUGGCAGAGCAGAAGAAAGUGUCCCCCAGUUCCUGAUCCUUCUCACUGCCAGCAAGUCGUCCGAUGAUGUUGGUCAGGCAGCGUUGGCCCUGAAAGAGGCCGGUGUAGCACCUUUCAGUAUUGGCUCAGGAGAUGCAGAUGACCGUGAGCUCCAACAGAUUUCUCUGUCCCCUAAUUAUAUUUUCAAGGUUAAUGACCUACGGAAUGUGGAAACAGUGCAACAAAGUCUGGAGUCACCGUUAACAACACUGAGCAAAGAUCGGAUUAUUGAAAUUCGGACAACUGUACCUGUUGUUACAGAAGCAGACAGGAGAGAUGUUGUGUUCCUUGUUGAUGGAUCAGAGAGAGUCAGAGGUGCUUUCCCUUCAGUUCAAAGAUUCAUUUCCAAAGUGGUCGAUAAUCUUGACAUUGGAAGUGACAAAGUUCGAGUUGGUGUGGUUCAGUACAGCGAUAAUCCCAGAGUCAACUUCUACUUGAACAGCUAUGCCACACCUCAGGAUGUAAAGGAUGCGAUAACCGGCCUCAGGCAAAUAGGAGGCCGCCGAGCCAACACCGGGGCAGCCUUGGACUAUGUGAAAACUAACAUCUUCACUCGGUCUGCGGGUGGCAGAGCAGAAGAAGGUGUCCCCCAGUUCCUGAUCCUUCUCACUGCCAGCAAGUCGUCCGAUGAUGUUGGUCAGGCAGCGUUGGCCCUGAAAGAGGCCGGUGUAGCACCUUUCAGUAUUGGCUCAGGAGAUGCAGAUGACCGUGAGCUCCAACAGAUUUCUCUGUCCCCUAAUUAUAUUUUCAAGGUUAAUGACCUACGGAAUGUGGAAACAGUGCAACAAAGUCUGGAGUCACCGUUAACAACACUGAGCAAAGAUCGGAUUAUUGAAAUUCGGACAACUGUACCUGUUGUUACAGAAGCGGACAGGAGAGAUGUUGUGUUCCUUGUUGAUGGAUCAGAGAGAGUCAGAGGUGCUUUCCCUUCAGUUCAAAGAUUCAUUUCCAAAGUGGUCGAUAAUCUUGACAUUGGAAGUGACAAAGUUCGAGUUGGUGUGGUUCAGUACAGCGAUAAUCCCAGAGUCAACUUCUACUUGAACAGCUACGCCACACCUCGGGACGUGAAGGAUGCGAUAACCGGCCUCAGGCAAAUAGGAGGCCGCCGAGCCAACACCGGGGCAGCCUUGGACUAUGUGAAAGCUAACAUCUUCACUCGGUCUGCGGGUGGCAGAGCAGAGGAAGGUGUCCCCCAGUUCCUGAUCCUUCUCACUGCUAGCAAGUCGUCUGAUGAUGUUGGUCAGGCAGCGUUGGCCCUGAAAGAGGCCGGUGUAGCACCUUUCAGUAUUGGCUCAGGAGAUGCAGAUGAUCGUGAGCUCCAACAGAUUUCUCUGUCCCCUAAUUAUAUUUUCAAGGUUAAUGACCUACGGAAUGUGGAAACAGUGCAACAAAGCCUGGAGUCACCCUUACGAACACUGAGCAAAGAUGAGAUUGAAGGAAUUCGAGUACUUGUUGUUCCAGAUGCAGACAAGAGAGAUGUUGUGUUCCUUGUUGAUGGAUCAGAGAGAGUCAGAGGUGCUUUCCCUUCAGUUCAAAGGUUCAUUUCCAAAGUGGUUGAUAAUCUUGACAUUGGAAGUGACAAAGUUCGAGUUGGUGUGGUUCAGUACAGCGAUAACCCCAGAGUGAACUUCUACUUGAACAGCUACACCACACCUCGGGACGUGAAGGAUGCGAUAAACGGCCUCAGGCUAGUAGGAGGCCGUCGAGCUAACACCGGGGCAGCCUUGGACUAUGUGAAAACUAACAUCUUCACUCGGUCUGCGGGUGGCAGAGCAGAGGAAGGUGUCCCCCAGUUCCUGAUCCUUCUCACUGCCAGCAAAUCGUCCGAUGAUGUUGGUCAGGCAGCAUUGGCUCUGAAAGAGGCUGGUGUAGCACCUUUCAGUAUUGGCUCAGGAAGUGCAGAUGACCGUGAGCUCCAACGAAUUUCUCUGUCGCCAAAUUAUGUUUUCAAGGUUAAUGACCUACGGAAUGUGGAAACAAUGCAACAAAGCCUGGAGUCACCCUUACGAACACUGAGCAAAGAUGAGAUUGAAAGAAUUCGAGUAUCUGUACCUGAUGAUGCAGACAGGAGAGAUGUUGUGUUCCUUGUUGAUGGAUCAGAGAGAGUCAGAGGUGCUUUCCCUUCAGUUCAAAGAUUCAUUUCCAAAGUGGUCGAAAAUCUUGACAUUGGAAGUGACAAAGUUCGAGUUGGUGUGGUGCAGUACAGCGAUAAUCCCAGAGUCAACUUCUACUUGAACAGCUAUGCCACACCUCGGGACGUGAAGGAUGCGAUAAGCGGCCUCAGGCUAGUAGGAGGCCGCCGAGCCAACACCGGGGCAGCCUUGGACUAUGUGAAAACUAACAUCUUCACUCGGUCUGCGGGUGGCAGAGCAGAGGAAGGUGUCCCCCAGUUCCUGAUCCUUCUCACUGCCAGCAAAUCGUCCGAUGAUGUUGGUCAGGCAGCGUUGGCCCUGAAAGAGGCCGGUGUAGCACCUUUCAGUAUCGGCUCAGGAGGUGCAGAUGACCGUGAGCUCCAACAGAUUUCUCUGUCCCCUAAUUAUAUUUUCAAGGUUAAUGAUCUGCAGAAUGUGGAAACAGUGCAACAAAGCCUGGAGUCACCAUUAACAACACUGGACAAAAAUCAGAUAAUCCAACUCCAUAAGAAGAGUUUGGGAGACGCUGCUAGGAGAGAUAUUGUGUUCCUUGUUGAUGAGUCGGACAAAGCUAAAGAUGCUUUCCCAUCGGUUCAGAGAUUCAUUACUAAUGUUGUCGACAAUCUUGAUGUUGAAGAUGAUAAAGUCCGAGUCAGUGUUGCAAAGUUCAGUGAAGAUCCCAGAAUUGACUUCCUCUUAAACACGUUUACAACAAAAGAUGAGGUGAAGAAAGCAAUAGGAGACCUCAAGUGUAAAGGAGGCAGACGAGCCAACACUGGCAAAGCUUUGGAUCAUGUCAGAAAGAAUGUGUUCAAUGUUUCGGCCGGAAGCCGAGCACAGGAUAAUGUGCCCCAGUUCUUGGUCCUAAUCACUUCCAGCAAGUCGUCCGAUGAUGUUGGUCAGGCAGCACUAGCUCUGAAAGAGGCCGGUGUAGCACCUUUUAGUAUCGGCUCAGGAGACACGGAUGACCGUGAGCUCCAACAGAUUGCACUGUCCCGUAAUUAUGUCUUCAAGGUUAAUAAUCUACGGAAUGUGGACACAGUUCAACAGCAACUUCGCUCACCGCUGACAACGUUGACUAAGUCUCAAAUAAGCCAAAUCAUACACGAUGCUCCUAAAGUUGUGGAUCCUACCAAGAAAGACAUUGUGUUCUUGAUUGAUGGAUCCAGCAGCGUUGGACCUCAGCAAUUUGCCCACAUUCGCGAUUUUGUCUUCAGCAUAGUUAGAAGCCUCGAUGUUGGACCCAACAAGAUCCGAAUUGGUUUGGCACAAUACAGCAAUGCUCCAAAAACAGAGUUUCUGUUGAAACAACACAUGAAUAAAGGCAGCCUUCAAGAUGCUAUCAGGCGAAUUAGGCCAGGAGGUGGGUCUCCACUUAACACUGGCAGAGCGUUGGACUUUGUUUUGAAAAAUCAUUUCACAAGAUCAGCAGGAAGCAGACAGCAUGAAGGUGCUCCUCAAUAUCUGAUAGUUGUUACUGGAGACUCUUCUAGAGAUGAUACCCGCCCUUAUUUAGGCAUAUUAAAAAGUUCAGGAAUUAAUGUUUUCAGUGUGGGAGGAAAGAAUGUGGAUCCAGAUGAACUUGAACGAAUUACAACUCUUCCUUAUGCUACUUACAAAGUAAAUAACUUCCAAGAUCUGGAAGGCGUGCAAGACAAACUGAUUCUGCGUUUGUUGAUGGAAGACCCUACAUUGUAUCGACCAGAGCCUCCUACUGCAGCUUUGCCACAGAAAAGAGCUGAUAUUGUGUUUAUCUUGGAUGGAUCCAUUAACAUCGGACGACAGAAUUUCCCCCGUCUCACAGAGUUUGUCUCCAGUGUAGUUGAUGCUAUCUAUGUUGAUGAUGGAUCAAUCCAGGUGGGAAUUGUCCAGUACAAUUCCGAUGUGAUUGAUGAAUUUUUCUUCAAAACUUACCGAUCAAGAGCUGACGUCCUGGAAGCUAUUCAGAAUAUUCAGUUCAAGGGAGGCAGGUCACUAAACACUGGAGCAGCCUUGAGACAUGUUAAAAACAACCACUUUGUUAAAUCAGCAGGAAGUAGGAUUGAAGAUGGAGUCCCACAAAUCGCUUUCCUGCUAAUCGGAGGCAGGUCAAGCGAUGACGCAGUAGCCGCUGCAAGGGAGCUAAAGACAGCUCGAUUCAAAAUCUUCACUGUGGGAAUGCAGGAUGCAGACAUUCAGGAGAUCUCUGACAUCGCAAGUGAACAAGCUGGAGUUUUCAGAGUGGCUGACAUGAACACACUGUCUGAAUUGACCGAGCAAGUGUUAUUAGCCACAACUGAUGUCAUAGAAGGAGAACUGUGCCCGAAAACGGUUGAUGUUGUAAAAGAUUGCGGUAUUGAUGUUUUGCUUGGAUUUGAUGUCAGUAGCGUUGGAUUAGAAAACGAUGUUUUUGUGACACAAAGAGGUUUCCUGCCCAAAGCAGGAGAUAUUCUCCAGAGAAUUUCACAGUUGAAAUCUAUAAGCUGCACUGGUACAAUGUCACCCAAAGUGAGAGUUGGAGUCACAGUUUUCGAUGAACGUGGCCAAAGACAUGUCAUUGAUUUAGUUGACUAUCACCCGGGAAUAAUGGCUCAGUUCAGUGAUCUAAGAAGUUCUGGCCCAUAUGUCUUGAAUACUGGAACAUUCGAUGCAUACAGGGACACUUUUCAAUCUGACAGUUCUAAUCGUGUAAAGGUAAUUAUCCAUUUCACUGAUGGCAUAGAUGACAACUUUUCUCAAUUAAAAAAUCAGGCCAUAAAACUACGGAGAGAAGGUAGUGCACACGCACUGAUCAUUGUAUCUUUAGACGCACCAAUGGGAUUUGAGGAAGUUUCGUUAUUGGAAUUCGGGCGAGGAUAUAGGUACAGGCGACCUCUGUCAAUCACCCAGCUGGACUUAGAAUAUGAACUAGCAGAAGAACUCGAUAAUAUUGCAGAGAGAGUGUGUUGUGAUGUACCAUGUAAGUGCGCUGGUCAAGUAGGAGACAGAGGAACUCAAGGAUUACGUGGAGCCAAGGGUUUACUAGGACCUAAAGGCAUUAUGGGUCACCCGGGUGAUGAAGGUGCACCAGGUGAAAGAGGUCCUCCAGGUAUAAAUGGAACUCAAGGGUUCCAAGGAUGUCGAGGACAGAGCGGAAUUAAGGGUAGCCGUGGAUAUCCAGGCGAGAAGGGUCAACUGGGUGAAAUUGGUCUCGAUGGAAUAGAUGGGGAACAGGGUAAAAAUGGAGCAGCAGGACCACCAGGAGAAAGAGGCAACUUGGGAGAAUCGGGAGUGAAAGGAAUGAAAGGUGGAAAAGGAGAAAGGGGUGAUCUUGGCUAUCGAGGUGACCCGGGUGAAGCAGGACUCACGAAUAAUCAGAAAGGAGACAAAGGGCAGAGGGGUGACCUGGGCUUGGUGGGAGAAACUGGUACCAGUGGCCGUCCAGGAUCACCUGGAGCAAGUGGGCGCAGGGGACCUCAAGGCCGCAGAGGACCACCAGGAGCAAGAGGUUCAAAAGGCAAUCGAGGAACCCGUGGACCUCAAGGAGUUGCAGGAUUUAGAGGACCACAAGGCGAACCUGGAAACUCUGGAAUCCCAGGCCGAGAAGGUGCAAAUGGCAUUCGCGGACCAAGGGGACUUGCUGGUUCUGGUGCACCUCCUGGUGCAAGAGGCGGACCAGGACAUAAUGGACGAAAGGGUGAAACUGGAAAUCAUGGUGAAAAGGGUGAAAUUGGAUCAACAGGUUCACGUGGAGAAAUGGGUGAGGAUGGAAGAACUGGCAUUGGCAUUGCUGGAUUUAAAGGCAGAAAGGGUGAGCGAGGCCCUGUUGGACCGCUUGGUCAAAAGGGUGAAAUCGGAGAUGAUGGUACUCCAGGGAAAGGUGGGAUUAAAGGAAAUCGAGGUCAAAGGGGCUAUUCAGGACCUCCUGGUGAUGGUGGAAUGAAAGGAGAAGCAGGUUUUCCAGGCUCACAGGGUCCAAAGGGAGAGAGAGGACGAUCCGUAGAGACAUGCGGCCUUGUAAAGCAGAUUAAAGAGUCAUGCCCAUGUUGUUACGGUUCAACAGAGUGCCCUGCAUAUCCAACUGAGCUGGCCUUUGUGGUCGAUACUUCCAACACGAAAACUGCCAAUCAGCUCAACCAGAACAAGAACGCGAUCCUCAACAUAGUUCGCAAUCUGACCAUAGUGGAAAGCAACUGUCCAAAGGGAGCUCGUGUCGCCGUUUUGACGUACAACAGUGGUAUAAUCACUGAAAUCCGAUUCAGCAGCGCCAGGAACAAGCGAGACCUUAUCACACAGAUUGAAAAUCUGCAGUUUGUACCUUCGAGGAAAGAAUCCAGCAUUGCUGAUGCAAUGAGCUUUGCAGCAAGGAACACAUUCAAACGUGUGCGGAGUGGCUUUUUGAUUAGAAAGGUGGCGAUAUUCUUCAGUGACGGUCAGACAAAACCUAAAGAGCUGAAUGAUGCUAUAACAAAACUCGCAAAUGAGAAUAUAAUCUCCGUCUACCUUUCUCCUAGAGAGGAUAAUGUACUCACAAGGGCACUGCAGAGAAAUGAUGCUGGGAUUUCACAAUUCUUCGUUUUCCGCAAUGAUGACGCAACACUCAAUAAGGUGAUGGCAUGCCACGUUUGUUUAGAUUUUUGUGAUCCGAAUGCAAUCUGUGAUGCCAGAUUUUUCCGAAGCAAAAGAUCGACAAAGCCCACUGACACAGACCUAGAUGUUGCAUUCAUCAUGGAAAGCUCUGAAACCAUCAGCCCAAACCAGUUUGUAGAGAUAAAGAGAUAUAUUUCUUAUGUGACAGAUCACUUGGAGAUUAGUACAGAGCCUUUAACAUCAAACCAUAAGGCUAGAAUUGCUAUAGUCCAACAUGCACUGUAUGAUUCUCAGAAGAAUAAUAGAUUGGAGCGAGUGAAAAUGGAUUUGUCCCUCACUGACUACAACUCCAGUAAGGACAUCAGAGAAUACAUCCACAACAGGAUGACUCAGCUGGAAGGGACAAGAGCAACAGCACAAGCAGUCGAAUGGACCAUCAAAAAUAUUUUUGAAAAAGCACCUCAACCAAGACAACUCAAGCUCAUUGUUCUCAUAACCACAGGAAACCUCCCCGAAGCUGAGAGAGAAAGGCUGGCAGGAGUUGUCACUGAAGCCAAGUGCAAAGGCUUCUUCUUUGUUAUAUUCAACGCUGUCAAGAAAUCUACUGAAAAUAAUCUCGUUUACCUGGCAAGUGCCCCUCAAGACGUGUACUUCAGGCCAAUUAAUGACUUCUCAGAACUCCACAGUGAAGAAUUACUCAGGUUUGGACGACAACUCCCCAAGUACAUCAAUGCUGAGAACAGUCUUCACUUGCCUCCUGAACUGCAGAAACAUUGCGGAUUAUUCCAAAGUGACCAGCCUAGCAAUGAAGCUUUAGGAGAGUCCCACAAACAGGACACAAAAGACGUGCCAGCUGCUUCGGAAAAACUCAAGGGCUUGGAAUUAUCGAGCUUCAGUGUCACAGAAGACAGCAUUGUCCUACACAUGGCCCAGACCGAACCUCAACAUAUUAGUAAUUAUGAGGUUACAGUGGUCAAAGUGAGCGAGAACCUUCUUGUGUUGAAGAUAAAUGUCAGUGAUCCUGUGAUCAUACUAAGAGAUCUGGAAGAUGGGCAGCAAUAUAAUAUAAUUGUGAUAGGAUUCUAUCAGUCCAAGGCAAAAUCUGUUUACAAUGGAUCAUUUACAACCAAAAAAUCCCCAGAAAAAACCAUCCAAACCGCAGCUACCCUCAAGGCUAUGGAACCAUUAGAGCACCCAGAAACAGAUCGGUGCAUGCUGGAUUUUGACGCUGGAUCGCAGUGCUUAGAGUAUAGUGCAAAAUGGUUCUUUGACAGCAAAAACAACAUCUGCACUCAGUUCUGGUAUGGCGGCUGUGACGGUAAUGGUAAUAGGUUUGACACAGAAGCUGAGUGCAUUACAGAAUGCACAAAAACAAUACUAGAAGAAAACAUAUUAGAACCCAAGCCUGCUGGAAUCACAUUAUCAGUUAAAGAUAUAUGUCAACUACAUCGGGAUGAAGGAAAUUGCCGAAAUUUUUCCCUUAAGUGGUACUACGAUGUAAAGACUAAAACAUGCACACGGUUCUGGUAUGGUGGAUGCAAUGGCAAUGCAAAUAGGUUCAAUACACAAGAUGAAUGUACCAAGGCAUGUGCUGAAGGACGGAUUCAAACCAGAAUGGUAACUACAAUGGGAACGUAAGUGAAAUGGAGACAAGGCCCUACAUAUACCUCUGAUCGGAGCCAGCGUCUACAGGCUGCCAUCAAUCCCAGUAUGUUAAGGGUUAAACAGAUACCUUGCACUGUAUUUCUAAUUGCUUUCAAUAAUCAAAUGUUGAAGAGGUUGAAAUCUUUUAAAGCUGCAUGUUAUAAUGGUGCUAAACUUUGAGUCUGGGUGCUAACUUUGUGCGGACAUAAUGUGUCCACUUUCGCAUACAUAGACAUCUAUACAGCUUGUUUCUCUUGUCUGUCUGUUUUACAUUUUCUCAUACUUAAUAUGAACAUUUCUAACCUUUACAACACUUUAUUGUAAAAAAAAAUUGUAAGUGACUAAGUGGCACUCCAACGCUUUUUUUAUAUAAAUACAUGAUUUACACAGAACAAAAUCUUAUACAAAUCACUUUGGGAUAAAAUUAUAUUAAAACAAGCUUAAUUGUAUGUAUAUGCUUUGAACAUUUUUUUUAAAGGAGAGUGAAUUAUUACAGUGUUAGUUCACUAGCUGAAAUGAGAUACAUACCCACGAGUCAUGUAAAAAUUCAACGUGGAUACUCAAUUGCAAAAGUAAUCUAAAAAAAAACUUUCUUUCAUUCAAGCAAGUUUUUCAGUGCGAUUUUAAGAGUUGCUCUAUCUUAUUAAAAUUUCUCCCCAUUCUGGCUCUCAUGAGGAAACAUUGUAAUUUUAACGUACUUUGUAAACGUUUCUAAUUUUGGAAUUGUAAUAGAUUAUGUACAGAUAUGCAAUUUCCAAUCAUGUGAGCUAUUUGGCACCUUGAAAAGACAACACAAGAACCCUUUUAGGAAUACUACUGGGAUUACACUUUAAUCUAGAUGAUUUUCAAUUCCUAGGCUUUAAUGUAUCAAUCAUUUGUAAUGUGUUGUAUUUUUAUGACAAUGUUAAAUUGUAUGACUUUAAUAAAGAUAGAAAUGAAAAACUUUCUAAUAAAAUGGUUCUUAAAUUUGAAAA